This is a messenger RNA of Aaosphaeria arxii CBS 175.79, 1032 nucleotides long. RefSeq lists its product as uncharacterized. Lineage: Eukaryota; Fungi; Ascomycota; Dothideomycetes; Pleosporales. The record is from RefSeq and is a predicted model, not a curated record. The coding region runs from base 1 to 1032 and encodes 343 amino acids. The transcript has a single exon.
AUGUCAACACAAAACGGCGUCUACGCCACACCCUCACAACCCUACGACCCAUACUACACCACACCGUCACAGACCUACGACCCCUACUACACCACACCCUCACACCCCUACGCCCCCUACUACACAGCAACAACCACACACCCCUACGACCCAUACUACACCACAACCUCACACCCCUACCACCCCCCCUACUACUACACCACAACCACACCACCCUACACCACAGCCCCAUACCCAUACCCCCACAACCCAGCCUACUACGCAGCCGCCGUAGCCGCAGUCCUCCCUCCCUCCAUCCCCCUCACAAUCGGAAACCACAUCGUCUACUACACCCCCUACGGCCCAGUCCUAAUCAUCUUCCACCCCCCGCCAGCAUGCUACGAACCGUACGACGACCCGCUCACGCGUCCGCGCCCGUUCCCGAGCGAACAGUCUGAGCCUGGUUCCCCUGUCAAAGGUCCGGGGCGAGAGCAGCAGCCGCUCGUCGUUGGGACGUCGGCGAACGCGGACGCGGGUGGGGAUGAAGACGCGGACGGAGAGGGAGGUACGAAGCGCCGGAAGGAGAUUGUGGAUUUCUGGGACGGCAAGGGGAAGCCGGAGAUUGAUGAGGAUGGGUGGUUUUUCAACGGGAGGCUGGGGAUGAGGACGCCGGCUCCGGGGUGGGAUAGGGUGGUGGAUGGGUCGUGGGGAGGGUUGGGACGGCAGGGACAGCGAGAGGGACGGCCAGAGGGAGAGAAGGAGGGACGGCCAGAGGGGGUGCAGCAGGGACACCAGAAGCAAGAGCAGCAACAAGAGCAACCGCCAGCGGAGUACAAAAGACCACGACGGGGCUGCAGAGCCGGAAAGAAGAAGAAUAAGAAGAAGCAGCGGGAGGCUGAACGGGCGGCGAGAGAGAGAGUUAAUGGAACGGAGACGGGGACAGGGACGGGGACUGAGACGACGACGACGAGUGCAGAGGGGGAAUCUUCGUCUGGGGGUUGUAAUUCAGGCGCGGAGGAGUCGAACGAAGAUUGGCUUACGUUUUGGAUUUAG